Molecule: messenger RNA, 5043 nt
Organism: Cutaneotrichosporon cavernicola
Lineage: Eukaryota; Fungi; Basidiomycota; Tremellomycetes; Trichosporonales; Trichosporonaceae
Exons: 4
Coding region: 1-5043 (1680 amino acids)
Molecular function (GO): protein binding
Source: RefSeq, a predicted model, not a curated record
AUGCGUCGUCUCGACCCCAGAGUCAUAGACGAUAUGCUGGCCCUCGCGGCCCGCGGUGGACUAGGUCAAGCAACUGCACUCGAUGACUGCAUCGCCGAGGGACCAGACCAGCUCAUGUACAUCCAAGGAGACACUUUGAUUCUCCUCAAGGACGACGGCGACGAGUUCCUUGCCUGCUGUGAGGGCGAGGUCGGGUGGGUCAAGCGCCAGAAUGUCCUGCUUGACGCCCUAGCCUCUGGGAGCGCCCCCAGCUCGCCAGAGUGCAUCGCGGCACCUUCCCUGCUCGCCGAGUACGACGUCCAUAUCGGCGAUGACAGUAGCACCGAGGACGAAGGAGGCGGCAAUCCCGUCAUCCACUCUGCAACAUGGGACAUUAUGGGCGACAGCUCUGGUGCAGAGGACACGGAUACUUCAGCGGCGGGCAACGGUGUGCGCCCAGGCAGCGAGACACCACGACGCUACAGCCCAACCGCCAGCUCCAGUAGCCACUCGUCGCAACAGCAUCGUACGGGCUCAGCCCCCCUGCGUCCCAGACGCUCCAGUGGUCGACCACCUGCCGCUGUUGUUACGCCGUCUCCUCUGCAACCCACCCCACCCGUGACUAACUCGGGCACAUGUCCGAAGGCUUCCUCGACAAACCCGAGCACGGGGUCGCGGCCCAUGGGAAGGCUCGGUUUAGGCGAGUUUACUCAACAUCAUCACCUGGAAUCUGGGCACGACACCAUCGACAACUUCACACGCACUCCAUCACAUCCGUCAGGAGGCUUCUCACCCCUCGGUGGACUCUCCGCCCUGACUGCGUAUUCAGUCCCACAGGCUCGGUCCGCGCCAUUGCAUGAAGCGACGAUGUGCUUUGGGGGCCCGAGCAUCAGUGGCGUCACGCAAGGGAACGUGCGCAGGGUUAACCGCGUCGAGUACUCGACCUCGAUCGCGCCGCAGCGACAGUCGCUCCUCGUCGAGGCGCAGAGAUUCAGCGAAUUGUUGAGAAAUAGCGAAGCGUCGCAGUAUAGCGGGCUGUCGCACCUCAGCGAGGUCGGGACGGUGGGGACUCUCGACGAAGAGUCCGAGUACAGCGAAGCGGAGACGGACCGUGCCAUUGCCGCACCUUCCCCGACUCCUUCUGCAGGAGACAUCGCGCCCGCUCGCCCGCCUCGACGCCGCCCCGUCGCCCUGGAUCUCGACAACGGCGACUCGAUGGGUGACGACUCGGACUGCUCAACAGCCCGCAUCGGCGAGUCCCCCAUUCCUCAGACGCCAAUGUCCAUGGCAACGUUUGGGGGAGAUGGUCUGCGAUCGCGAGAACUGCUGCUGUCUCCGGACCACUUCUCACGAGGAGAUGGCAACUCUGAAAAUAGAAUGUCCGAGUUCAGCAAUGCUGACUUGGCUGACGAUGAGGGAGAGUCUGCGGUUGAAGCUCUGUUGUCGCCCCCCGCCGAGUCUGAAGGCCAGAUGCCGCAAGUGCAGAUGCCAUCGUUCUUUUCGAGCAGCCGGCGGGUCUCAGAGCUGGACCGCGACGAUGUUUCCGAUGACGGCACGAUAGGCUUAGCCUACAACGAGUCGCCAAGAUCAUCGCUGGAGUCGCUCAGCCGCAGUUCCGCGACCUGCUCCACUACCAAACGUCGCAUAUCGCCCGACGUCUCAAUCUCGGACGAGACCCUUCUUGACACGCCCCAGAGCUUGCCUGCGUCCAAGUUUCAUCCGUCCAUCCAGGGGCGAUCGUUUGGCAGUGGAUCAUCCCAUGACGGCUCAACCAACGGUCUUGCACCGCCUCUUGUCAUUGACGACAAACCUCGAAUCGAUCACUUAAGCGCGGGUCGGGGUCUGUCCCCACCCGAUGCCCUCUCGCCAUCCGAGAUACCAUCCGGGUCACCCAUGUCGCCAGUUCAUGACUCACCGACCUCGUUCGACUCGAGAUGGUCGGUGGAAUCUCGAGCGGCUGCCAAGAACGCGGCGCGCAGCGGGUUUUAUGCCUUGGGCCAUCACCCACAGUUCAUUGACGAGCAACGCAAGCCGGCGAGAGAUGUCUCAGCCGCCGCCAUUAUGUCCCAAGUCAGCAUCGCCCCUUCCACGCUCAGCACCAUGCCUGAACCUAGCACGUCACCCCAACGUUCCGGCGACGCGCGAGACGCGUGGGCGAACACCAUGCCUCCUCCCGUUGCCCGCCUCCUCCCUACGACGAUAGGCCCAGACUCGGGCCCAACGUGGCAGCCGCGCGCUUUGGGAUCUCUGGACUCUAAAAUGAGGCCGCCUGCGACUUCCGCGCUUGACCCCAGUCCCAAGAUUGGAACUCAGUCCAUACAGAACUCCACUACACCCGAGAUCAUGUCCAAACCUCCGACCGAGAUGCCAACUUCGCAGCAGAGUCCUUCGGACGCCUCGAUGUCGCCGCGCUCGGAGGCGCAGCGUCGUCAAGGCAUGACGCUCGUCGGCCGGAUGGAGAGUGAUCUCUCGCACUCAAGGUACCCGGUACCAAUCACUUUCCGCUACGGCGACGACAGUCCGCAGCACUCGAGCCCAGGGUCGCAGGCUGGGCCGAUGUCCCCACCCCAGAACCAGCGCUACAACUCGCCUAGGCCUGCUCCACCCACCCCAUCGACGCAUGGGUACUCGCCAUCCCCACCCUAUAGGAAAUCCUCUCUCGGUUCCAACGGUCACGAUGCAGCCGUUACUCGGUCCGACUCCGGCCACAGACCGUCUAUCGACAGCUCACGUCGGCCUACUCCUGAUGGCAGGCAACAUGCGCCCUCCGAGAGCAGCCACGGGCAUCAGGCGACGCCAUCACCUCUCAGUGGACCACCCGUUAACUGUUUGGGCCAGAUUGACAUGCCGACUCGACCGUCUCCACUGGUUGAGAACGGACUGUACGGGAUACCGUCAUCCGAGAGCUCGUGCAACAGCACACCGUCGCGCGAGGAUCUGCGUCGCAUUGUCUCCCCGCCCAUGAGCAACAACCGCAGUGUAAGCGACGAUCAUCACAUACAGGCGUUCCAGGGAUCAUUCAAGCCCAUUCUGCCCUCCGCCGCUGCACGAGUUACAAAUUCCCCGCAGACAAUGGUCGAUUUUUUGAGCAAUGGCCCUAAUGAGACACCCAAGGCCUCCCGCUUCCAAUUUUCAGACGAGUCGGGCAUGGUGACACCACCAAGUAGGCGCACAGACUCUCCUCAUGUAAUGAACCCGGCGUUCCCCCGAGGAGUUGCACCAGCGACACCCAACUCGUUUGAGAGCGCCCACACGUCGUCUUCCAACUCUUCGCUACCACGGCCGCCACAUGCCCCUACACAUCGUGCGCGGUCGAGAUCGUUCUCGGCUGCUAUCGCCAAGUCGUUUGGGCGUAAACCGUCGCUUGACCUGCCACCACCCAUGCCGGCCGUGUCUGGCGGGAGGAAGCCGUCUCUCGAUUUUGGUCCGCGCAAGCCAUCUGUUACUAUCGGGCGCAAGCCGUCUCUGGAGCUUGCACCCCGCUUCGCGGCGGUUACGGGUGGACGCAAGCGAUCGCUUGACUUCGGGCCGCGCCAAGCCUUUGUGACCGCCGGGUCUUCUGCGUCGUCCAGUCCCAACCCAGGCAACAUGCCUGAGUACGUCCGCGCGGACACUGGUCAGUCGGACAAUUCGAUGCUCGGGGUCGGCCAGUGGAAGUCGUCGUCAAGGUUGUCUGCGAAUUCGACAAAGGCCGUCCACCACAUGAAGCUCGGCGAGUCUGUUCAUCACAUGUCGCUUGAAGAUCCUCCUGCACCCCCAGACGAUCUUCGCCGGAACCCGUCACUUCAGCUCGAGAGGUCUGCACCUCUGUUCCACCAACCGUCGCAGCCCUUCGUAAACCACCAGAGGUCUGCUUCUGGAUCAGGCUCCUGGGGUCGAGCGCGGCCGUUUGCCACGACCGGUAUCUCCUCCAAAGACUAUGCCGACCCUACGGUUAAGACGGACGGUAUGGAGUUUGAAAUCCUGCAGCCGCGCAAGGCGGCCGCCCCAGUUGUCAAACUGAACCUUGACGCGAGCGACCUCGGCUUGCUCCCGCCAGAGGAGCUGGCACGGGAUGGUUUAGAACCAGUGGUUCCCGACACGCCGCCAGAGACGGACGAGUGGGGCUUUCUCCGCGACCGGAGCCCGACGCCCGCGAUCUUUCAGUCGCGCAAGACGGCAGGCGGCAUCCGCGCUCUUGAGCAAAAGUGGCGGACGACCAUUUCGACACCGCUCUCGCGCGGGGCAGAUAUCCCCAAGAAGGUUAAACGUACAAUCAUCGACCAGGGCGUUCCUGCCAGUCUGCGCGGGCGGACAUGGGGUUGGCUGAUGUCCAACGGUACCUCUGGGCGUGUACCGGGCCUGUUCCAGCGCUUAGUCUCAAACGAGCCCAGUCCGUACGACGCGCAAAUCGACCAGGAUGUUCCAAAGGCUUACGCAGACCACUCGGUGUUCUUCCGCCAGGGGUCCCCCGGGCAGCAGGACCUCCGCACCCUCUUGCGCGCGUUCUUACACUUUAUGCCCAAUGGUUAUCGCUCCGAGCUAGCGUUAAUCGCUGGAGCCCUCCUCAUCCAUGCCGUGAUCGAGGACGCUUUCUGGCUCAUGGCUGGACUUUUCAACAGCGUUCUGAAGACGUACUAUGUCAAGGACCGCCUCGCCUUCCGCGUGGAUCUUCACGUCUUUGGCGGAAUUCUUCAGGGCACGGAUCCGCAGCUGGCGCGUCUUUUUGCAGAUGUUGGCGUGUCUCCGCAAGACUACCUACCCCGCUGGUGGAUGGGCAUGUUCAUCCGUUCAAUCCCGUGGCCCACCGUGCUGCGCUUUUUCGACGCCAUCAUAUCCGAAGGCCCGCGAUACAUCUUCAUUGCCUCGCUCGCUGUUCUCACACUGAGUCGUGACCGUCUUCUCCGCCUCCCGCGGACAAAAGAUGCCGUGCUGGGCUACCUCCAUCGGCUACCGCAGGACAACUUAUUGCUGCCUGACACGUUUAUUCGCGCGUGUGACGCAGUCAAGCUAUCUGACGCCGACUUGAAGAAGCUGCGGACGAGCGUCAAGGCGUCGCUGAGCGUGAAUUCUGGCCGGCGGUAA